AUGGGAGACACGCAGCACGAUGCACCCGACUACGACCACCUCUUCAAAGUGGUGCUCGUGGGCGACUCAGCUGUAGGCAAGUCCAACCUGCUGUCUCGCUUCACGCGCGACGAGUUCACCCUCGACUGCAAGAGCACCAUCGGAGCGGGGCAGGAGCGAUACCGCGCCAUCACGUCCACGUACUACCGGGGCGCCGUGGGUGCUCUCAUGGUCUACGACAUCACCAAUGCCGAGACGUUCAAGAAUCUCGACAAAUGGCUCAAUGAAGUGAAGGAGCACGCGCCGACCCACGUCAUCGUCAUGUGCGAGCGAUACCGCGCCAUCACGUCCACGUACUACCGGGGCGCCGUGGGUGCUCUCAUGGUCUACGACAUCACCAAUGCCGAGACGUUCAAGAAUCUCGACAAAUGGCUCAAUGAAGUGAAGGAGCACGCGCCGACCCACGUCAUCGUCAUGCUGGUGGGGAACAAACUCGACCUCGAUUUCAGGCGGCAGGUCACCAAGGGCCGUGGCCUACUCCAAGGCCAACAACCUGUCCUUCAUCGAGACGUCGGCCCUUGA
Acanthamoeba castellanii str. Neff is the source of this 561-nucleotide messenger RNA. Its product is annotated as Rab11/RabAfamily small GTPase. Gene Ontology annotation, cellular component: endosome. The record is from RefSeq and is a predicted model, not a curated record. Gene Ontology annotation, molecular function: GTPase activity; GTP binding. Bases 1 to 561 code for a protein of 186 amino acids. The transcript has 11 exons. NCBI's taxonomy places the organism in Eukaryota, Discosea, Longamoebia, Acanthamoebidae.